GUGAUGGUUUUUCAAUCUUUUAUACUAGGUAAUCUAGUAUCCUUAUGCAUGAAGAUAAUCAAUUCGGUCGUUGUGGUCGGACUCUAUUAUGGAUUUCUGACCACAUUCUCCAUAGGGCCCUCUUAUCUCUUCCUUCUCCGAGCUCGGGUUAUGGACGAAGGAGAAGAAGGAACCGAGAAGAAAGUAUCAGCAACAACUGGUUUUAUUGCGGGACAGCUCAUGAUGUUCAUAUCGAUCUAUUAUGCGCCUCUGCAUUUAGCAUUGGGUAGACCUCAUACAAUAACUGUCCUAGCUCUACCGUAUCUUUUGUUUCAUUUCUUCUGGAACAAUCACAAACACUUUUUUGAUUAUGGAUCUACUACCAGAAAUGAAAUGCGUAAUCUUCGCAUUCAAUGUGUAUUCCUGAAUAAUUUCAUUUUUCAAUUAUUCAACCAUUUCAUUUUACCAAGUUCAAUGUUAGCCAGAUUAGUCAACAUUUAUAUGUUUCGAUGCAACAACAAGAUGUUAUUUGUAACAAGUAGUUUUGUUGGUUGGUUAAUUGGUCACAUUUUAUUCAUGAAAUGGGUUGGAUUGGUAUUAGUCUGGAUACAGCAAAAUAAUUCUAUUAGGUCUAAUGUACUUAUUAGAUCUAAUAAGUAUAAGUUCCUUGUGUCAGAAUUGAGAAAUUCUAUGACUCGAAUCUUUAGUAUUAUCUUAUUUAUUACCUGUGUCUACUAUUUAGGCAGAAUCCCAUCACCCAUUUUUACUAAGAAACUAAAAGGAACCUCAGAAACGGGUGGGACUAAACAGGACCAAGAGGUAUCCACCGAAGAAGCUCCUUUUCCUUCUCUUUUUUCGGAAGAAAGGGAGGAUCUGGACAAAAUCGAUGAAAUGGAAGAAAUCGGAGUGAAUGGAAAAGACAAAAUUAAUAAGGAUGAUGAAUUCCACGUUCGAACAUACUAUAACUAUAAAACAGUUUCUGAAAAUCGAGAUGGAAAUAAAGAAAAUUCUAAUUUAGAAUUUUUCAAAAUAAAAAAAAAAGAGGAUCGUGAAUUAUGGUUUGAAAAACCUUUUGUAACUCUAGUUUUCGAUUAUAAAAGAUGGAAUAGACCAAAUCGAUAUAUAAAAAAUGAUAAAAUUGAAAAUACUGUAAGAAAUGAAAUGUCACAAUAUUUUUUUUAUACAUGCCAAAGUGAUGGAAAAGAACGAAUAUCUUUUACAUAUCCCCCCAACCUUUCAACUUUUUUUGAAAUGAUACAAAAAAAGAUCCCUUCAUUUACAACAGAAAAAAAAACCUCGGAUCAAGUUUAUACUUGUUGGAGUUUGGUCAAUGAAGAAAAAAAGGAAAAUUUAAAAAACGAAUUUUUAAAUAGAAUUGAAGCUUUAGAUAAAAAAGGGUCUAUUGAAAAUAUACUGGAAAAAACAACUCGAUUUUGUCAUAACGAAACUCAAAAAGAAUAUUUACCUAAAAUUUAUGAUCCAUUUUUACAUGGGAUUUCGCGCGGAAGAAUCAAAAAAUUAUCUCCGUUCCAAAUCAUAACCAAAACCUAUAAAAAAAAGAAUAUAAGAGGAUCUUGGAUAAACAAAAUUCAUGCUAUACUUCUGAAGAUUAAUUCUCAAAAAUUUGAGCAAACAAUAGAAAAAUUUAAAAGAAAGUCUUUAUCAAUAGAGAAAAAACUUUAUUUUUUUUCCGAACCCCAAGAAGAAAAAAUUCAGUCAGAAGAAGAAAUAAAAAUUUUCAAAAUUUUAUUUGAUGUCGUUAUAAUUUAUAAUAAUGAUCAAACUCUUAUAAAAAAUUUUAUUGAUUUCCAUGAAAUCAAUAAACAAGUUCCUCAAUGGUCAUACAAAUUAACAAGUGAAUUGGAAGAAUUGGAAGCUGAAACUGAAGAAAAUAUACCAACCGAACCUGGAAUUCGUUCAAGAAAAGCAAAACGUGUAGUGGUUUUUACUGAUUUAAAAGAACCGCAUAACGAGAUUUAUACUAAUCUCAAAGAUAAUCAAAAUUCUGAUCAAACAGAUGAAAUGGCUUUGAUCCGUUAUUCACAACAAUCUGAUUUUCGUCGAGAGAUAAUUAAAGGAUCCAUGCGUUCCCAAAGGCGUAAAACUGUUAUUUGGGAAUUUUUGCAAGCAAAAGCACAUUCGCCCCUUUUUUUUGAUAGAAUAGAUAAAUUUUUUUUUUUUUCGUUUGAUAUAUGGGGGCUAAAAAAAAAAAUUCUUAGAAAUUUCAUGUGGAAAAAAAAAAUUUUUUUUGAUAAAAACGAAGAAGAACAAUCAAAAAAAGAAGAACAAAGACGUAUAGAAAUUGCGGAAACUUGGGAUAGCUUCUUAUUUGCUCAAAUAAUAAGAGGUUUUAUUUUAGUAACUCAAUCUAUUCUUAGAAAAUAUAUUAUAUUACCUUUAUUGAUAAUAAUUAAAAAUAGCAUCCGUAUCGUAUUAUUUCAACUUCCCGAGUGGGAAGAGGAUUUAAAGGAGUGGAAACGUGAAAUGCAUGUUAAAUGUACUUAUAAUGGGGUUCAACUAUCCGAAACAGAAUUUCCACGAAACUGGUUAACGGAUGGUAUUCAGAUAAAAAUCCUAUUUCCGUUUUAUCUUAAACCUUGGCAUAAAUAUAAAUUUCAAUCAUCUCAGAAGGCUCGACUAAAAAAAACAAAAGGAGAAAAAAAUGAUUUUCGUUUUUUAACAGUUUGGGGGCUGGAAACUGACCUACCUUUUGGUUCUACCAAACCAAAGCCUUCUUUUUUUAAACCUAUUUUUAAAGAAUUAAAAAAAAGAAUCAAAAAAUCCAAAACGAAGUCUUUUCCGGUUUUAAGGAUUUUCAAAGAAAGAGCAACAAUUUUCCUAAAAGUCGAAAAAGAAAUUAAAAACUGGAUUAUAAAAAACUUGCUUUUUCUAAAAGAAAAAAAAAAAAACCUUUCAAAACGAAAUAGAAUUCCAUUAGUUGGCCCGAGAGAAAUAUAUGAAUUAAAUGAAACUAAAAAAGAUUCAAUAAUGAGUAAUCAGAUGAUUCAUGAACUAUCUGUUCAAAAAAAAUCGACGGAGUGGCCAAAUUCUUCACUCAGCGAAAACAAAAUAAAAAAUGUGAUUGAUAAAAUAAAGACAAUCAGAAAUCAAACGAAAAAAAUUUCAAAAGAAAAAGAAAAACUAACUAAUAGUUGUAACAAACUGUGUUAUGAUUCUAAAAUAAUUGAGUCAUCAAAAAAAAGUUGGCAGACAUUAAAAAAAAAAAAAACUCGAUUAAUUCGUAAAUCUUUUUUUUUUUUUCAAUUUUGCGUUGAACAACUGUCUAUUUCUAUUUUUCUAGGUAUUAUUAAUAUUCCAAGAAUUACUACACAACUUUUUGUUGAUUCAACAAAAAAAAUUCUUGAUGUAUAUAUUUACAAGAAUGAGGAAAAUGGAGAAAAAAAAAAAAAAAAAAAUACCAUUUAUUUUAUUUCGACUAUAAAAAAUUUCAUAUCAAAAAAAAAUUUUUUUAGUUAUGACUUAUGCUCUUUAUCACAAGCAUAUGUAUUUUACAAAUUAUCACAAAUUCAAGUUAGUAACUUUUCUAAAUUAAAGUCUUUUUUUGAAUAUAACAUAUACAUAACAUCCUUUUUUGUUAAGAAUCAAAUAAAAGAUUUUUUUAAAGAACAAGGAAUCUUUCAUUAUGAAUGGAAAGAUAAAACCCUUUUAAAUUCCGAAAUAAAUCAAUGGAAAAACUGGUUACGAAGUCAUUCUCAAUAUAAUUUACCUCAGAUUGCAUGGGCUAGAUUAGUAACCCAAAAAUGGAAAAAAAAACUAAACCAAGACUCUCUAGUUCUAAAUCCAAGUUUAAACAAAGUGGAUUCAUACGAAAAAAAAAUUUUUGAUAAUUACAAAAAACAAAAUUUUUGUGAGGCUAACUUAUUUUUCAAUCCAAAACAUAAACAGAAUUUCAAAAAGGAUUCUAUAUAUAAUCUUUUUUGCUACAAAUCUAUUCAUUCUACAGAAAAAUUUUUUGAUAUGUCUACAGGCCUAGAAAAUUUUUUAAUCUCUUGUUUUCUAGAAAAAUAUAAUAUUCGCAGUAUAGGGGAAAUUUUGCAUAGAAAAUAUUUGGAUUGGAGAAUUCUCAACUUUUGGUUUAGAAAAAAAGUAAAUAUUGAGCUUGAUACUAGGAGUAAAAAAAAAUAUAUUAAAACUAAAGUUAAGAAUUAUAAAAGAAUUUAUAAAAUAACUAAGACGAGUCUUGCCAAUCAAAAAAUAAAUUUUUUUGAUUGGAUGGGAAUGAAUGAAGAAAUACUAAAUCCUCGUAUAACAAAUUUUGACUUUUUUUUCUUUCCAGAAUUUUUCUUAUUUUCUAGUACAUAUAAAAUGAAACCGUGGGUCAUACCAAUUAAAUCACUUCUUUUCAAUUUUAAUGAAACAAAAAAUGUGAAUAAACAGAUCACCCUAAAGAAAAAAGGUUUUAUACCAUCAAACGAAAAAAAAUUCCUUCGGUUUUUUAAUCUAAAUAAAGAAGAAAACGAAUCAGCAGGUCAAGAAGAGUUUGAAUCAGAUAAAGAAACAAAAAUAAAUACGGAAUCAGCUCUAUCAAAGCAAGAAAAAAAUAUUGAAGAAAAUUAUACAGAAUCGAAGAUAAAAAAACGUAAAAAUAAAAAAAAACCAAAAAGCAAUACCGAAGCGGAACUUGACUUAUUUCUCAAAAGGUAUUCGCGUUUUCAAUUGCGAUGGAAUUGUUUUUUUAAUCAAAAAAUCCUCAAUAAUGUAAAAGCAUACUGUCUCUUGGUUAGACUAAAAAAUCCAACCGAGAUAACGAUAUCUUGUAUUGAAAGAGGAGAGAUGAGCUUAGAUAUUCUAAUGAUUGAGAAGAAUUUCACUUUUUCAAAAUUAAUGAAAAAAGGAAUAUUGAUUGUUGAACCUGUUCGUUUGUCUGUAAAAAACGACGGCCAACUUAUUAUAUAUAGAACCAUCGGGAUUUCAUUGGUUCAUAAAAAUAAACAAAAAAUAAGUAAAAGAUCAAAAAAAAAAAGCUAUAUUUAUAAAAAAAAAAGUUUAAAUUUCUUUGUCCCUGAAACUAUUCUAUCCCCUAAACGACGUAAAGAAUUUCGAAUUCUAAUUUGUUUCAAUUUAAAAAAAAAAAAUGCAAGGGAUAGAAAUUCAAAAUUUGAUACAAAUAUUCAAAACUUGACCACAGUUUUGAAUAAAAAGAAAGAUCUUGAUAAGGAUAAAAAAAACCUAAUUAAAUUAAAAUCCUUUCUUUGGCCCAAUUUUCGAUUAGAAGAUUUAGCUUGUAUGAAUCGCUAUUGGUUUAAUACGACUAAUGGAAAUCAUUUCAGUAUGAUAAGAAUACACAUGUAUACGCGAUUUCAAAUGCAUUAA
Molecule: messenger RNA, 5313 nt
Organism: Brassica napus (rape)
Lineage: Eukaryota; Viridiplantae; Streptophyta; Magnoliopsida; Brassicales; Brassicaceae
Source: the annotation of a RefSeq genome assembly